Pelagomonas calceolata is the source of this 1296-nucleotide messenger RNA. NCBI's taxonomy places the organism in Eukaryota, Pelagophyceae, Pelagomonadales, Pelagomonadaceae. The record is from the annotation of a GenBank genome assembly.
CCGGAGCCGCCCCCAGCGCCACGUCCGACUCGGCACAGAACUGAGUGGGCUAGAGGCCUAGAACCCCCUGCCGCAAGUGGUGGUGCUGCCGCUGCGGUGCUCGCACGGGUCCAAGUCUAAGCUUAGACCAACAAAAUGGACGAAGAAGACGACCAGUCCUCCAUCGUCGAGAGUUUGAGAGGCGGCCGCCCGGCGCCCCUCGCGCGCCCGCUCCUCGACGACGCCGCAGAUGAGCAUUCAGACUCAGUAGAGGUACUGUUUGCCGAAACAGCAAGAGCCCAGCGCCGCGCGACGGACCUGGAGUCCGCGUCGCCGCACUUCGCUUGUGUAAUAGGCGCGUUCUCCCAUAGAGCGACGGCCGCCAUGCUCGCGCCGCUCUGGUUCGCGACGCUCGUGGGGCCCUACUUCACGGGCCCGUCGCUGUUUAUUGGCGACGGCGGCUGGCUCGGUGGUUUGGCUUUAACAGCAGCUAUCAUAUCGGUCCCGCUGCAGUACUGGAUUAGACAUUUAGCGAACAACUGGCCGUCGUCGUACGACGCGUGUCUGCGGGCCCGCGUCCCUGAAGACGAGGAGGGCGAAGGCACGUCGGCCUCCCUGGAAGUCGCGACGAAGUCUGCAAAGCCGCCCGGUUCGACGAUGCUGCGCCUCGCGGCGGUGCUCGCGCCGCUUUUAUCAGUUCUAGGAUUUGCGCUCGCCAUCGCAUUUUAUGUUGAUGACGUCGAGGGCGCCGCGUGCCUGCGGGUGCGGACUGACCAGGGCGUCGAGUACGUCGACCGGACCCCCUACUACCCGUGGGACUGCGCCUGGGAAAGCGCGGCGUCGCUCUGCGCGCGGCUGGCCGGCGCCGUCUGCGCGCCUUUGUCAAUUCUACCGCCGGCGGCGUUCGCGGCGCACGCUCUGGCAUUGCGGGCGGCGCUGCGGCGCGGCGGAGGUGAGGAGGAGGCGGCGCCGAAGGCCUUGGUCGACGACGCGAACGACCUCUGGCGGCCCGCCUCAGCUGUGUGGUUCCUGGCAUGUUCAGUAUUUAUGGUGCUCGGCGCGCGCGACGCGUGUCGUGGGCCGUCGGCGCGCGGCUGGCUCGCGCGGCACGAUCGAGGCGCCGCGGCGGCUGUCUUUGUUUUCGCGGGAGCCGCCGCCGCAGCCCCGGCGCUCCUGGUCGUCCGGGCGAACGCGGCGCGGCGGGAAGACGACGCGCCGGCGUUCGUGUCGCCGCUGCUCGCGUCGCCGGCGCGCGCGCUCGUCGUGUGCGCGGGCGUCGUGGGCUGCGGGGUGGUUGCCGCACGUAUAAGUUCGUAG